Procambarus clarkii (red swamp crayfish) is the source of this 2663-nucleotide messenger RNA. RefSeq names its product GPN-loop GTPase 1. Lineage: Eukaryota; Metazoa; Arthropoda; Malacostraca; Decapoda; Cambaridae. The record is from RefSeq and is a predicted model, not a curated record. Gene Ontology annotation, molecular function: GTPase activity.
GAGACGUGGUUGCUAUUGCGACGUUCCAUGUAAACAAAGUGGCGUGUUAGAGUAGUAGUCUAUUGUCUACAGGAAACGUGGGAACUGACAACAAAUAAGCACGAAGUUAAACACUUUGCAAGGAACAUGGCCACAGAUGAACAAACAGUUAUGGAAGUAUUACCGAGCUCAGAAACGCGUGAAGAAAGUGUACAGGAAACAAUGAGUGUGGGCGGAACUGAAACUACAAGCGAGGGAGCUUCAGGUGGCGGUGAUGGUGGCCGGACUUCUGAAGUUUCAGGUGGAGAGAACAAAUGUGGAUCAUCAAGUAUAACAGGGAAAAAAGAACCGCUUUGUUUAAUCGUUCUUGGCAUGGCAGGCUCAGGCAAGACUACUUUUGUGAAAAGGCUGGACUCUUAUUUGAAUAUUCGAAAGCCCCAUCAUGUUAUCAACUUGGAUCCAGCUGUCGACAAAGUUCCAUACAUGUCAUACAUAGAUAUUAGAGAUACUGUGAACUAUAAGGAAGUUAUGAAGCAGUAUGGCCUUGGCCCAAAUGGUGGAAUUGUUACAUCUUUAAACCUUUUCUCGACAAUGUUCAAUGAUGUUCUAAAACUAAUUGCUAAGAGAGAAAAGGAAAUAGACUAUGUAAUAUUUGAUACACCAGGUCAGAUAGAGGUUUUUAACUGGUCAGCCUCGGGGCCAAUUAUUGCGGGAGCUCUUGCUGCUACUUACCCAACGGUCAUUGUUUAUGUCCUGGAUUCUGUUCGUUCCACAAAUCCACAGACAUUCAUGUCAAAUAUGCUUUAUGCUUGUUCAAUUCUUUAUAAAUAUAAGCUUCCCUUCAUAAUUGCUAUGAAUAAAAUUGACAUAGUUGACUGUAAGUAUGCUAUGGAUUGGUUGCAAGAUUUUGACGAGUUCCAAGAUGCUCUUGCCUCAGAAUCAUCAUAUGCCUCAAACUUGACAAGGUCAUUGUCUCUAGCACUGGAGGAGUUUUAUAGCACCAUUAAAGCUUGUGGUGUUUCAGCUUUUACUGGGGAAGGGAUGGAAGCUUUCAUGCAACUUGCAGAUGAAGCUGCCAUUGAAUUUGAGGAAUAUCGUGCUGAACAUGAAAUGCUCAAAGAAAAGAAAAAACAUGAAAAUGAAGAACAUCAGAAGCAUGACUUGGAGAAAAUUGAAAGCGACUUGAAGGAAGAUGGUUUAUGUUCAGUGAGAAAGGCAAUCAGAGAAGACACUGAAAUCUACCUGACUUGUGGAGAUGAUAGUGAGGAAGAAAAAGAAGAACUGGAUGAAGAUGACACAGAGGAGAAAAAAGAAUUUGAGUCAUUUCAACAAUUUCUGGCUAACCAGAAGACAAAGAGGGAUCUGCAGAGAAAAAAAUGUACUGACUCCAUAAACCAAUAAAAUUUUUUUCAAACCUUGUUGUAUAUAAUUACUGUAUGUAAAGAGCAAUGGGUAACUAGUUUAUUAAAUUUUCAUCAGUACUGUAUUUGCUUUAAGUUGUCUUAUGCUCCUUCGAGUUUAUAAUCACAACCUCAUCACAAUGAAAUUCAGAAAACUUGUCUUUCAUAUCGUGUUUCCUGUGUGUAUGUCCACUUUUUUUUUAGGAUAAGACUUAUGUUAAAUGCCUUAUCUUUUCUUGAGGGGGAUGGCUUCAUUUAGAAUUUCAUUUAAACAUUUUGGAUGCUUUUACAUGAUGAACACUGGAAGGAGAACAUUAAAUAUUUUCAUUGAGAAUCAAGUAUGUGUGGUAAGAAUGAGCAUUACCUUAAGAAAUAUAUACAAGUUGUGGUCAGUAAUUUCAAAGAAUAAUUUGAUUGUAGCAUACUAAGUGCGGCAAAAAGUGAAAUACAUCUUCUGAAUACAUGUUAUCUCGGUACUCAGCCCCUCAAAAGGUGUUGCAUCAUCUCUCACCAGUGCAUGCAGUUGGCAGGAUAUUGUAGCCAUUCAUGGGUUUUGAUCAUAAAGUACAUGGUUUACAGUGCCUGAGAAGCAUUGAUUGGUAAAUCAAGAAAUUUGAUUGACCCUAGAAAACAAGUUGCUGGUGCAAGAGGUCAUCAUGUCCCACAUACUGAACUUUAUUCACACAUCUGCUAUACAGUGCUGGAAGGAGAUGGAGGGCUUACUACUAAGACACUAGACAUGUGUUUAGACAUGCUCUUCAUUUUUACAAUUCAUAAAGUUAAAUACAAUACAGUUAUAUUUAACUUUUGAAUUUUUCUAUUCCACUUCCUACAUAGAAAAUGGAAAGGAUGAAACAGGAAUUAAACGAAAGGCACAGAUAAAGAAAAUAAGUAAGACACAAGAAAACAGUAUCCCUUUCAAGAUUAGUGUGGAGGUGGAUAAAUGGAGAGUAGACUACUUAUGUAUGACUGCAGUCUAAGUGCAACCAUAAGAAAAGAGCAGCAGUAAUGAAAUGGAUAAACUUUAUUUUAUCUGGAUAUGUAUUUAUAGUCUUGUUACUAUAAAUAUUAUACAGCUGCAGAAUAAAGUUGGGAAGAAAAGUUAAUUGGUACUGUAAUAUUUUAGGUUUCUAUAUAAAUUAUGAUUUUGUGAGGCAUUGCUUUUAAAUAUGAAUAUUUUCAAUCUUGGUUAUUGUACUAAAGUAUAUUUUUAUUUUGGUUGAAAUGCCAUGUUCUAUCAGCAAAAAUAUUUAUUUAAUAAAAUUAAAAAAUUGGUAUUUAAAA